AUGACAGAAAAACAUAAAGCAGCCAGCCGCAAGGCGGCGCACAGCAGCAGCAGCGAGGCCGCUGAGCCAAGUGGCGCUGCAGCAGUAGCUGCGCCGGAGGCAGCAGCAGCAGCGGCUUCAGAUGCAGCUGCAACAGCAGCAGCAGCUGCAACAGCAACAGCAACGACAGCAGCAGCCGAAGAGGAAGCACUCAAAGAAGAAAGCCACGCGCCAACGCCAACAGCUUCCUUGGCGGAAGCAGCCCCAACAAACGCGUCAAGAAGCACGGCGGCGCAAGCAGCAGCAGCCACAGCAACAGCAGCAGCAGCAGCAGCCACAACAACGGCAGCAGCAGCAGCAGCCACUGCAACAGCAGCAGCAGCAGCAGGCUCGUUGGCUGGUGGAAGUGCUGUGUCUGUGUCUCGGCUGGGCCUGACUGCUGCUUCUCUGGCUGCUGUUGAAGAGGCCCACUUGUGCGGGCUGGGGUGGCUGCAGCUGCCCACAGACUUGAGCUGCCUGCGCUCGCUGCGCUAUGUGUGGCUCUGCAGCAACAGGCUGCGGUCUUUGGCUGCGUUGGCUGUUUGCGGGGGCCUCAAGGAAGUUUACGCAGACAGCAACGAGCUGGUUGCUGCUCCGCUGCUGCCCAGCAGCAGAAACAGCCUCGAGCUGCUUUCUCUUGCUGCCAACAAAGUCCAAGACCUCAACCAGCAGCUCACAACACUUGCUUCUUUCCUCAGGCUCUCCCAGCUUAACCUCAAGGACAAUCCAGUGGCUGCUGAGACUCUGUACAGACCCCGAGUUGCACAAGCCUGCCGUGAGCUGCGCCUGCUGGAUUUGCUGCCAGUUGAAAAAGAAGAGAGACAACUCACUGCUGCUGGGCUUCCGGCCGCCACGCCUAGGCGUAAUUUUUCGAAGCAGCAGCAGGAGCGGCAGCAGCAGCUGCUGCUGCAGCAGCAGCAGCAAAAGGACGCCGCCGCGGCUGCAUCUUACGUAUCAAACGGCUGCUUCGAGUUCUCCGUUUGCUUUUCGAAAAACGAGAGACUCGCGCUGCUUGCUGCUGCAGCAGCAAAGAAGGAGAGAGAAGAAAUUAACAACCUGCGACCCUCUUUAAAGCAACAGCUGCUGUGUCCUGAACCCCCAACAAAGACACAAAAGCGCAAUGAAGCAGACACUAAGCAGCAGAAACAUCAAAGAGCCACAAGCCGAGUGGCCGUUUCCAGUAGCAGCAGCUGCAGCAGCUGCUGCUCCUUGGAGCCCUGGCAGCUGGAGGUGGUGAAUGGUCACCUUAAGACUUUGGCAGCCAGCGAAUCAAGCAGCAAAGCUGCUGCUGCAGCAGCAGUAGCUGCUGGCAGUGCUGCUGGUGCUGCAGCAGCUGGGCCCCGCAGGCCGAGCCGCAUGACGGCGUCUAGGCAACCAACCGAAACAGCAGCAGCUGCAGCAGCUGCAGCAGACGCAGCCAUAAUCCCGUGGAACGAAUGCCGACGCUUUUGCAGUGAGCUGCAGCAAGACAAGAGGUUCAUUGGUUUGUCUUUGUCUGCUGCUGCUUCCUCCGCGCUUGAGGCUUACAUAUGCAAUAGCAUUGAAGAAGCCAAGAAAAAAACGGAAGCAUUAGCAGCAGCAACAGCAGCAGCCCCACCAAAUCCUGCACUCUCUGCUUCUCUCAAAACGUCAAGCGGAACAGCAGCAACGAAAGGCCGUGCAACUGCAACGGCUGCUUCAGCAGCUGCAGCAGCUGCUGCUGCAGAGCAGCAGCAAAACAAAGAUGCCGCAGCUGUAGCAGAUGCUCAGCAGAAGUUGCGCGGCGUCCCAGUCAAAGAGUUCCGACAGUGGCUGCUGCAGCAACAGUGGCAGCUCAGGAAGCCCAAAGAGAUCCGAGAAGCUGCGGACUGUCUGUAUGCCCGAGCGCAGCGGCUCUUGCAGCAGCAGAUACAGCAGCAAGCGCAGCAGCAGUUGCAAGCGCAGCGGCAGUUACAAGCGCAGCAGCAGCAACUGCAGCAGCAGCAGCCAGCCCAACAGCAGCAGCCGGUGCAGCAGCAACAGCAAGUGCAGCAGCAACAGCAAGUGCAGCAGCAGCAGCAAGCGCCGCAGCAGCAGCAAGCGCAGCUGCCGCAGCAAGUGCAGCAGCAGCAGCAAAAAGCUUUCGCUGCAGUAAAUCAGGUAAAUGCUUGGCCAAGCUGA
This is a messenger RNA of Eimeria necatrix, 2157 nucleotides long. RefSeq lists its product as hypothetical. Bases 1 to 2157 code for a protein of 718 amino acids. The record is from RefSeq and is a predicted model, not a curated record. NCBI's taxonomy places the organism in Eukaryota, Apicomplexa, Conoidasida, Eucoccidiorida, Eimeriidae. The transcript has 2 exons.